Messenger RNA from Cylindrotheca closterium, 1452 nucleotides. Lineage: Eukaryota; Bacillariophyta; Bacillariophyceae; Bacillariales; Bacillariaceae. The record is from the annotation of a GenBank genome assembly.
AUGGACGACGGCAUCAGUCAGCUUGAGGUGCAAGUUGCUCACGUUGAAAAUGAGCGCAACUGUCAUGCCACAAAGGCGACGGACGAAUUAUUGUUGGUGGGCAAUAGCCAAGGAAAAGAAGAGACGGUUGAUAAGAGUCUUCAAAUUGCAGAGCUGUCCAUGGAAAUCAAUAAACUGAAGGAACAGCUCAAUUCUUCUAUAGCAGCAAACGAAAAAUUGCUUCGAGAAAAGGAAAUUGAAAACCAAGAGCUUAAGAGCAAGUGCAAAAAUCAAGAGAGACGGAUGGUGGUUCUCGAGAGAAGGAAUAAAGAACUACAAAGCACAAUCAAGAGGCUUGAAGGACCGGACGAAGGACCAAAAGAGAAAUCAAGGCUCAGUUCCCUGCCUUCACCACCCAUCACCGAAGGCAACUCAUCUGAAGACAAUUCGAUUAUCACAUCUGAGGAUGAGGAAUUUGAAGAUGAGGACUAUGGAAGCGCGUAUUACGCUCAGCACGAAGAGUAUGAAGAAGAAAAUUUAGCAUCUUCUCCUGGGACUUCUCAAAGGAAAGAAAGAUCUGGAUCCAUGCCUUUAGGAGGAGGAGGAAGUCCCAAAAGUCCAUCGCGUUUGUUAACAGGAAAGGAAGCAAGACGAAGAGCAAGUGACACUGCAUUGAAAGCGAGUAUAGGGAGGAUGACCCAGAAGCAAGAAGACGAAGACAGAUCAAUAUCAUCUCUAGGGUAUGACGAGGGCAGUAUUGCAACCCAGAAAGCGAAUGCAAACUUGUCUCGGAGCGAUUCAAACUUAGGACGAAGUACCGGCAGGCGAGGAAGCGAUGCAAGUCAAAGCCAAGGCCGUGUACCGCGAAGCAAUAGACGAUUAAGCGAUGCAAGCCAAAACCAUUCACCAAUAGCGAUCAGUAAGAGGAGAAUCACUGCUUCUCUUCUACGAGAAUAUGAUUCACCAGGAACAAACAAAACACGGGCUGCGGGUUCUAUGGCCAGUCCCUUUCGAUCUCCGCGAUUUCUAAGAAAAGGAACCCGAAGUAACACGAAGAAAGGUUCUCAGACACCAUCGCAAGCUGUGAAGAAAAAGCCAGAAUAUGACAAGUCCUUAUCAACACCAGAUUUGAUGAGUACUCCCAGAAGAGAAGCGGCAAAGGUGAGGUUACAAGAGCGAAGAGAUGCUGCAGCAAUGGAGCCUCAGGGCAGCUCUAAAACGUCUAGCAGUCCAAGAAAGCAAAAGGAAAACAGUCGAGAGAUUAAAGUGAAAGGCAAGAAAGGCACUUACACUGGCCAAUUGCGAAAUGAUAUGCCCCAUGGAGUUGGAACCAUUGUAUUUGCAAAUGGCGAUACAUACAUUGGCAACGUCGUCAAUGGAAAAUUGCAUGGCAGCGGUACACUAUAUUAUGUCAACAAGAAGCAUGGAAUUGAUCGUGGAAUAUGGCGAAACAAUGAUCGAAUAUGGCAAUAG